UUCAAGGCACCAUGAGGAACAUUUGCUUUUGGAAACUGUGGCCUUGGGUGGCAGUGUUUCUACUUCCUGCUUCUGCAUCUGUGAUGGUCAGGGGCAAGCCAGAUAAAACAUGCCCUAUAAUGAGAACAGAGGGACAACAGUUUCUACAAGACAACAGAAAUAAACUUGAAGUUUCAGGUUUUGAUCUAGGAGAGAGCUUUUCUCUGCGACAUGCAUUUUGUGAAGGUGAGAAAACCUGUUUCAAAUUGGGAAGUGCACUUCUUAUUAGAGACACAACUAAGAUAUUUCCCAAAGGCCUUCCUGAGGAAUUCUCUGUAGCAGCCAUAUUUCGGGUACGAAGAAACACCAAAAAGGAGCGUUGGUUUCUAUGGCAAGUUUUAAACCAGCAGAAUAUGCCACAGAUUUCAAUAGUUGUUGAUGGUAUAAAGAAGGUGGUAGAAUUUAUGUUUCAUGGCGCAGAGGGAGAUAUGUUGAACUACAUUUUUAAAAAUCGAGAGCUUCGCCAUUUGUUUGAUCGUCAGUGGCAUAAACUUGGCAUUGGUGUUCAAUCUCGAGUCCUUUCUCUUUACAUGGAUUGUAAUUUAGUUACUAGUCGACACACAGAAGAAAAGGACACUGUGGAUUUUCAUGGAAGGACAGUCAUUGCUGCCCGCGCUUCGGAUGGCAGGCCUGUGGACAUAGAACUUCAUCAACUUAAAAUCUACUGCAAUGUAAACAUCUUAGCUCAAGAAACAUGUUGUGAAAUAUCAACGAGUAAGUGUCCUGAGCAAGAUGACUUUGGAAGUACCACAUCAUCUUGGAUAACUUCUCAUGCUGGUAAAAUACCUGCAUAUCUUCCGGCAAAGCAUGAACUUAAAGAUUCAUGUCAGUGUCUUCCAAACAAGGGGGAAGCAGGAUUACCAGGAGCACCAGGUUCCCUUGGACCAAAAGGGGAGAAAGGAGAGCCGGGCACAUCUGGCAGCAAAGGUGAUUUUGGCACUCCUGGGAUUCCUGGUGAAAAGGGUGAGAAUGGCUUGCAUGGUGUUCCAGGCUUACCUGGUCAAAAGGGAGAGCAAGGUUUCAAAGGCAACAAAGGAGACAUUGGUGAAAAGGGUGAACAAGGAGAUAAAGGAGAACCAGGUGUGUCUGGCCUCAAUGGACAAAAUGGUUUGAAAGGUGACUUGGGUCCUCAUGGUCCACCUGGCCCAAAAGGAGAAAAGGGUGAUAUGGGACUUCCAGGACCACCAGCCUUAACUGGUUCUAUAGGGAUACAAGGCCCCCAAGGUCCACCUGGGAAAGAAGGUCAGAGGGGAAGACGAGGGAAAACCGGACCUCCAGGAAAACCAGGACCUCCAGGACCCCCUGGUCCUCCUGGGUUACAGGGAAUACCACAAACUCUUGAUGGAUAUUUCAACAAGGGUGAAACUGGACUGCCAGAAUUUCCAGGGUUUAUUGGCCCUAAAGGCCAAAAAGGAGAGCCUGGGGAGCCUUUAGCCAAAGGUGAAAAGGGAGAUAGAGGAGAUCCUGGCUUAAUAGGAUCACAGGGAAUAAAGGGAGAACCUGGGGACCCUGGUCCCCCUGGCUUGACAGGAAGCCCAGGACUAAAGGGUCAGCAAGGACCUGCAGGUUCCAUGGGGCCCAGAGGACCACCAGGAGAUGUUGGAUUGCCAGGAGAACAUGGCAUUCCAGGGACACAAGGAAUUAAAGGAGAAAAGGGAGACUCAGGUGGGAUUACAGGCCCUCCUGGACUUCCAGGCCCAAAAGGUGAAGCUGGUCCCCCAGGGAAAAGCUUGCCAGGAGAACCUGGAUUAGAUGGAAAUCCUGGAGCACCUGGUCCUCGUGGACCAAAGGGUGAACGAGGACUGCCAGGUGUCCAUGGUGCCCCAGGUGACACAGGCCCACCAGGAACAGGAAGUCCUGGCAGAACAGGCUCCCAAGGACGACCUGGAGAGCCAGGUAUUCAGGGUCCUCGAGGUCUUCCUGGAUUGCCAGGGGCUCCAGGGACCCCAGGGAAUGACGGCACUCCAGGGAAAGAUGGAAAGCCAGGUUUGCCAGGCCCCCCAGGUGACCCGAGUGCACUUCCUCUCUUGGGAGACAUUGGCGUCUUGCUGAAGAACUACUGUGGCAACUGCCAAGCUAAUGUUCCUGGGCUGAAAAGCCACAAAGGAGAUGAAGGAAGAGUUGGGGAGCCUGGGAAGUAUGAUUCUGCAGCCCGGAAGGGUGAUAUAGGGCCACGGGGUCCUCCUGGAAUCCCAGGCCGAGAGGGACCAAAGGGCAACAAAGGAGAACGGGGCUACCCUGGAAUACCUGGGGAGAAAGGAGAUGAGGGUCUUCAAGGAAUUCCAGGCAUGCCAGGUGCUCCAGGCCCAACUGGACCUCCUGGCUUGGUGGGAAGAAUGGGACACCCUGGUCCCACUGGAGCAAAAGGUGACAAGGGCAGCGAGGGACCUCCUGGAAAACCUGGACCACCUGGGCCACCUGGUGCACCAUUCAAUGAAGGAAAUGGCAUGAGCAGCUUGUAUAAAAUCCAGGGAGGCAUGAGUGUUCCCAGUUAUCCAGGGCCACCUGGUCCUCCUGGCCCAAAAGGUGAUCCUGGCCCAGUGGGAGAACCAGGUGCAAUGGGGUUGCCAGGCAUAGAAGGAUUUCCUGGUGAAAAGGGAGAUCGAGGUCCAGCAGGUCCCCCAGGAAUGGCUGGGAUAACGGGGAAACCUGGUGCCCCAGGCCCUCAAGGAGCUCCAGGGGAGCCGGGUGAGAGAGGACCUAUUGGAGAUAUAGGUUUUCCAGGACCUGAGGGACCAGAAGGAAAGCCAGGAAUAAAUGGAAAAGAUGGAUUACCAGGUGCUCAGGGCAUCAUGGGUAAACCUGGAGACAGAGGCCCCAAAGGAGAACGUGGUGAUCAGGGAAUCCCUGGAGAUAGAGGCCCACAAGGUGAACGGGGAAAACCAGGCCUUACAGGCAUGAAAGGAGCCAUAGGUCCUGUGGGGCCACCUGGAAGCAAGGGCUCCAUGGGAUCUCCUGGCCACCAAGGCCCUCCAGGCUUCCCAGGCACCCCUGGCACUCCGGCUGAUGCUGUUUCAUUUGAAGAAAUAAAAAAGUACAUUAAUCAAGAGGUCCAAAGGAUUUUUGAAGAGAGGAUGGCUGUGUUUUUGUCCCAGCUUAAGCUCCCUGCAGCAAUGUUGGCUGCUCAAGCCCAUGGAAGGCCUGGUCCACCAGGGAAGGAUGGGUUACCUGGACCACCAGGAGAUCCUGGACCUCAAGGCUACCGAGGACAGAAGGGAGAAAGAGGGGAACCUGGUAUUGGGCUGCCAGGGAGUCCAGGCCUUCCUGGGUCUUCAGCUCUAGGUUUGCCAGGCUCACCAGGUGUACCUGGGCCCCAGGGCCCUCCAGGACCCAGUGGGAAAUGUAACCCAGAAGAUUGCCUCUCUACUGUGUCUCAUGUCCAUCGACGGACCGGUGGGAAAUGAACACACUGGGGAUUGUUCCUGGGAAUAUCUCCUUGCCAUUGGAACUGUCUACUUGCUUCAAAGCCACAAACUCUCAAGCUUGCGGGAAGCUUUGCUUUGCUUUUCGUUCUUUUGAAUUUUUAAUUUUUUUUGA
Molecule: messenger RNA, 3576 nt
Organism: Jaculus jaculus (lesser Egyptian jerboa)
Lineage: Eukaryota; Metazoa; Chordata; Mammalia; Rodentia; Dipodidae
Gene: Col19a1
Product: collagen type XIX alpha 1 chain
Exons: 50
Coding region: 12-3443 (1143 amino acids)
Source: RefSeq, a predicted model, not a curated record